Colletotrichum godetiae is the source of this 939-nucleotide messenger RNA. Its product is annotated as Pex12 amino terminal region-domain-containing protein. The record is from RefSeq and is a predicted model, not a curated record. Gene Ontology annotation, molecular function: zinc ion binding. The transcript has 2 exons. Lineage: Eukaryota; Fungi; Ascomycota; Sordariomycetes; Glomerellales; Glomerellaceae. Gene Ontology annotation, cellular component: peroxisomal membrane. Gene Ontology annotation, biological process: protein import into peroxisome matrix. The annotation marks the transcript as partial.
UCCUCCUCGCCAUCAACCCUCCCCUCCUCGCCCUACCCCUACGCCUCCGCCCCAGACAUCAUCCGCGCCCACCAAAAAGACGCCUACUACAAAGGCCACCUCUCAAACACCCUCACCUCCCUCCACCGCCUCCUCCUCGGCGCCCGCUCCGCACACUCGGCCACCGCCCUCCACAGGCUCUUCGCAGACACCUUAUACCUCGGCCUCACCACCCUCCCCGGGAACCGCACCCUCGGCGAGGAAUACUGCGACCUCGUCCAACUCCACGUCGGCACCGACGACGACCCCUCGGGCGCCCUCCCGACCCUAGCCCGUCGCGCAUCCUACAUCGCGACAUCCGUCCUCCUCCCCUACAUCGCAGGCCGCGCCCUCCCCGCCCUCCGCGCCCGCCUCCGAACUCUUCUCGAACCGUCCUCCUCUUCGAAAUCCUCCUCAAAACCAGCAUCCACAAAAGAAGCGAUAAAAGCCUACCUCUCCACAAACCUCCCCUCCCUAACCUCCGCGGCGCCCCUCCACGCCGCAACCCUCGCAAUCUUCUACUUCACAGGAACCUACUACGAGCUCGCCAAACGCGUCCUCGGCCUCCGCUACGUCUUCACCCGCCGCGUCCCCGACUCCCCCGACCGCGCAGGCUACGAAGUCCUAGGCGUCCUCCUCGUCGCCCAGCUCGCCGUGCAAUCUUACCUGCACAUCCGCUCCACAAUCUCCGAUCUUUCCUCCCAAGCAGCAGCGGCACGCACGCGCGACGAAAAGACAAUGGCGUACAUCUCGGGCGCCGCGCAGAGGAAAUGUACACUCUGCCUGGAAGAACUCAAGGACCCGUCCGCGACGCAGUGCGGUCAUGUGUUUUGCUGGACGUGUAUCGGGGACUGGGUGCGCGAGAAGCCCGAGUGUCCGCUGUGUAGACGGGAGGCUAUGGUGCAGCAUAUACUACCCUUG